AUGGUUUUGACGUUUACUACCUUCUCUCUCUCUCUCUCUCUUCCCCCUCUCUCUGUCUUUGUGUGUUUCUCUCUCUCUCUCUCUGUCUUUGUGUGUGUCUCUCUCUCUUCCCCCUCUCUCUGUCUUUGUGUGUGUCUGUCUCUCUCUCUCUGUCGCUGUCUCUCUCUUCCCCCUCUCUCUGUUUUUGUGUGUUUCUCUCUCUCACUUUCCCUCCUGUUUAUGUCUCUGUGUGUUUCUCUCUCUCUCUUAACCCUCUCUCUGUCUUUGUGUGUUUCUCUAUCUCUUCCCCCUCUCUCUGUCUUUGUGUGUGUGUGUCUCUCUCUCUCUUCCCCCUUUCUCUGUCUUUGUGUGUUUCUCUCUCUCUCCCUCCUCUCUCUGUCUUUGUGUGUUAUUCUCUCUCUCUCUUCCCCCUCUCUCUGUCUCUGUGUGUUUUUCUCUCUCCCCCCUCUCUGUCUUUGUUUGUUUCUCUCUCUCCUCUCUCUCUGUCUUUGUGUGUGUCUCUCUCUCUCUCUCUGUCUUUGUGUGUUAUUCUCUCUCUCUCUCCCCCCUCUGUCUCUGUGUGUGUGUCUCUCUCUCCCCCCCCCUCUGUCUUUGUGUGUUUCUCUCUCUCCCUCUCUCUCUGUCUCUGUGUGUUUCUCUCUCUCUUCCCCCUCUCUCUGUGUGUGUGUGUUUCUCUCUCUUCCCCUUCUCUCUGUCUUUGUGUGUUAUUCUCUCUCUCUCUCUCUCUUCCCCUUCUCUCUGUCUUUGUGUGUUAUUCUCUCUCUCUUCCCCCUCUCUCUGUCUCUGUGUGUUUUCUCUCUCUCUCCCCCCUCUCUCUGUGUUUGUUUGUUUCUCUCUCUUCCCCUCUCUCUGUCUUUGUGUGUUAUUCUCUCUCUCUCUCCUCCCCUUCUCUCUGUCUUUGUGUGUUAUUCUCUCUCUCUCUUCCCCCUCUCUCUGUCUCUGUGUGUUUCUCUCUCUCUCUCCCCCUCUCUCUGUCUUUGUGUGUUUCUCUCUCUCUCCCCUCUCUGUCUCUCUGUGUUUCUCUCUCUCUCUCCCUCCUCUCUCUGUCUUUGUGUGUUUCUCUCUCUUCCCCUUCUCUCUGUCUUUGUGUGUUUCUCUCUCUCUCUUCCCCCUCUCUCUGUCUGUGUGUUUCUCUCUCUCUCUCUUCCACCUCUCUCUGUCUCUGUGUGUUUCUCUCUAUCUCUCUCUCUGUCGCUGUCUCGCGCUUUCUCUCUCUCUAUUUCUACCUCUCCGUGUCUCUCUCAAUGUCUGUCCCUUUUCUCUCAAUCUUUUUCUCAAGCUCUCUCUUUCUCUCUAUAUCUUUCUAUCUAUCUAUUUCUCUAUUCCUCUCUCUUUCCGUCUCUCUUUUUCUCUUUUUUCGGUCCUUUCUCUCUCCAUCUCUGUCACUCUUUUUCUCUCCCUCUUUCUAUCUCUCUUUCUCUCUUGGUAUUCUCUCUCUCUCUCUCUCUCUUGCGUUCAUUUAAGAUACUACUUUCUCUCUCUCUUUCUGUCUCCCUCUCUUUGUCGAUCUCUUUCUCUCACUGUCUUCGUCUCUCUGUCUUUGUCUCUCCUUUUCCCUCUCUGUCUUUCUUUUUGUGUGUCUCUCUCUCACUGUCUCUCUAUUUGUCUCUCUGUCUCUUUCUCUCUGUCUCACUCUUUCUCUCACCCUGUCUGUCUCUUUUUCUCUGUCUCUAUCUCUCUUUCGCUCUAUUUCUCUCUGUCUGUCUCUUUAUCGCGCUCUUUCUCUCUUUAUAUUUCUCUCUCUCUAUUUCUCUCUCUUUCUGUCUGUCUCUUUCUCUGUCUCUCUACUUUUUUCCCCUUUAG
Messenger RNA from Acanthosepion pharaonis, 1803 nucleotides. NCBI's taxonomy places the organism in Eukaryota, Metazoa, Mollusca, Cephalopoda, Sepiida, Sepiidae. The record is from the annotation of a GenBank genome assembly.